Molecule: messenger RNA, 1311 nt
Organism: Truncatella angustata
Lineage: Eukaryota; Fungi; Ascomycota; Sordariomycetes; Amphisphaeriales; Sporocadaceae
Product: putative zinc metallopeptidase
Exons: 2
Coding region: 1-1311 (436 amino acids)
Source: RefSeq, a predicted model, not a curated record
AUGCCGGAAAUCGAUCCACUGGUCCUGUCGUACUCUCAUCUCAAGGACUCCCCAAGGGCGCAAGAUGCCUUGCACACUCUGCGGAAGGUUGCUUCAUUGGUAAAGCCAAUAAUGAGAGCUCGGGGCUGGAAAGUACGACAACUGACAGAGUUCUACCCCCAUGAACAAAAUCUACUGGGGCUCAACGUCAACCGUGGACAGAAGAUAUGUCUUCGACUUCGAUAUCCCGCUGACCGCAACCAAUUCCUUCCCAUUGAGCAGGUGGUUGAUACGAUGCUACACGAGUUGUCGCACAUCGUGCAUGGUCCGCACGAUGCCAAAUUCCAUGCUCUAUGGGACCAGCUUCGAGACGAACACGAGGCCCUCAUGAUGAAGGGAUAUACCGGCGAAGGCUUCUUGUCUGAAGGUCAUCGUUUAGGGGGUCGACCAACCAUUUCGAUACCAGAGGCACGUCGGCUCGCCAGGGUCGCUGCUGAGAAGCGUCGCACACUUUCCGCAGGAUCUGGUCAACGUCUAGGCGGAAGACCGGUCCAACCAGGGGAGGACAUUCGGCGGGUCAUUGCCAAUGUCGUGGAACGCCGCAAUCAGACUCUCCAAGGCUGCGCUAACAACACCCACAACGAAGACGAAAUUCGGGCUAUUGCCGAUACAGCCACCAAAAGUGGCUUUAGCACACAGGCUGAAGAGGAUGCAGCAAAUGAGGCCGCUAUUGCGCAAGCUUUGUGGGAGCUGGUACAGGAAGAUGAGAGGGUCAAGUACGGCGAGUCGUAUCAACCAGUGACUGCAAGAAACCCGGCUGGUAGCGCAAGACGAUGGGAAUCUCCCCAAGAGCCUCCUAAACAAGAAGCUGCAUGCGCCAAGAAAAUCCCACCACGGCCUCCGCCGCCCGUGCCGGAUACUCGUCCGGCGCUUCCUAUGCCCAGCCUUGACACCGGCCAUGUUGCUGAUUCUGUCCCCUCAUCCUGGACAUGUCAAGUCUGUACUUUGCAAAACCCAUUGGAUUAUCUGUGUUGCGAUGCAUGCGGCGUGGAGAGGGCUGAAGAGACUAGUAAGGAGCUGUCGCAACGAACGACGAAGCGCCAACGGACAACAACCGUGUAUUUGACCGGGAGCCCAGAAAGGGGACCAAAACCACCGACACGGCCAGAAAUGUCAAACUCAACGAAAGCCGCCACGCUCCAACCUGGUAGCCUAUUCGAUACAAACUUGGCGUCGAGGUCGAAAACUUGGACAUGUUCAUUUUGUGGGCGCGUGCGAGAUUGGAAUCUCUGGACUUGCGACCUUUGCGGUAAGGUCAAGGAAAGUUCGUGA